Molecule: messenger RNA, 3165 nt
Organism: Lobosporangium transversale
Lineage: Eukaryota; Fungi; Mortierellomycota; Mortierellomycetes; Mortierellales; Mortierellaceae
Product: 6-phosphofructokinase
Exons: 4
Coding region: 134-2983 (949 amino acids)
Biological process (GO): canonical glycolysis; fructose 1,6-bisphosphate metabolic process; fructose 6-phosphate metabolic process
Cellular component (GO): mitochondrion; 6-phosphofructokinase complex; cytoplasm
Molecular function (GO): fructose-6-phosphate binding; identical protein binding; 6-phosphofructokinase activity
Source: RefSeq, a predicted model, not a curated record
CAGGUUUUCUCUUUUUUCUUUUCCUUCCUUUUCCCUUCGUUUUUCACUUUAUUCAAUUUCUUCCUGCUUUCAUUCGCUUUUUCUUUUUUCUUUUCACCAUUUAAAACAGCGGUCAUCCUUAAUCAUUCCCACGAUGCAGGAUCGUUCAGACAAGGUCGCGCUCGACUACAUUUCACAUCUAAUCUUGACUGCACCUACAAGGGAGAUCUAUCAUGCGUCAGUUUCCUGGUUCGAGCGGCUCGGCCUCAAAGCCAUCAUGACCGAGUCCUCCGCGGGAACCACUGCUACAUGGCUGCAACUCUUUUCGAGCUCGGAAGCAAUGAAUGAUGUAUCUAUCAAACUCGUAUAUUCGCCUUCAGGCCUCCGUAAGCAGGCCCACUCGAGCAAGAUGGAUUGGCGAAGUGUGCCCGCCAUUGCCACAAUCAUUACAAACACACUGCAGGAACUUGAAGUCCUUCUUUCAAGUAUGCCAUGGGCCUAUCAAAGAUACACAGUCCCCUCGAAAAACGCUUCGGAGUCCAAUGAGUAUUCCGCCAUUUAUACUCAUGAUCCCAUGAAUAAUUUAUUGAUCUUCACCGACAAGCCCAACCCCUUUGGAUCUAAGCAUAAGCCUAAACACAUGCAUGAAGAAUCCGAAAGUGCCGCUCAAGAGCAGCCCAAAGAGGCUCUGGAAACUACGAGCGGUAAAAGGCGCAAGAUUGCCAUUUUGACAUCAGGAGGAGAUGCUCCUGGGAUGAAUGCUGCCGUCCGUGGGGUCGUUAGGACUGCAAUAAUGCGAGGAUGUGAUGCCUACGCUGUUCACGAAGGCUACCAAGGUCUAGUGGAUGGCGGUGACAUGAUCAAAAAGAUGGGCUGGGAUGAUGUACAGGGGUAUUUGACUACCGGUGGUACUGUAAUUGGCACAGCGCGUUGCAAGGCGUUCCGUGAGCGAUGGGGCCGCCUCAAGGCUGCCAAAAACUUAGUCAAGAACGGCAUUGAUGCUCUGGUUGUCUGUGGAGGAGAUGGUUCCUUGACUGGAGCAGAUCUCUUCAGAGGAGAAUGGCCCGAUCUUCUUGAGGAACUUGUCCAGACCAAUGAGCUGACAAAAGAUGAGGCUGCAACAUUUAGUCAUCUCAACAUUGUAGGCCUUGUGGGUUCUAUCGACAAUGACAUGUCUUCUACUGAUAUCACUAUCGGCGCUGUCACGUGUCUGCAUAGAAUCUGCGAGAGUAUCGACUCUAUCUCUAGUACUGCCUCCAGCCAUUCUCGUGCAUUCGUGGUUGAGGUCAUGGGUCGCCACUGUGGAUGGCUAGCGCUGAUGGCAGGUAUUGCCACUGGUGCUGAUUUCAUUUUUAUUCCGGAGCGUCCUCCUUCUGGGGAUAACUGGCAGGAUGAAAUGUGUGCGGAUAUCAAGAAGCACCGUGAUUUGGGUAAACGUAAGACGAUUGUUAUUGUUUGCGAGGGGGCCAUUGAUAGCAACCUCCAGCCCAUUACUGCAAAAGAUUUGAAGGAUCUUUUGACAGACCGUCUGCACUUGGACACUCGUAUGACGAUUUUGGGACACGUUCAGCGUGGAGGCAAGCCUUGUGCUUUUGACCGCAAUUUAGCAACUAUACAAGGAAUUGAGGCUGUCGAAGCUGUCUUGGCUAGCAAACCCGAUGUUCCAAGCCCUAUGAUCGCCAUGUGCGAGAACAGGACCAAAAGAAUCGAUCUUAUGAAGGCCGUCGCUUUGACUGGUGAAGUAGCCAAGGCAAUUGGACGUAAAGACUUUGUGGCCGCAAUGCAGCUUCGCGAUCCGGCGUUCAACGAGCAAUAUGAACAGUAUGUUGCAACAACUCAGGCCCAUUCAACAAAUGCGGAGAAGAAAAAUGGCCAUUCACUACGCAUUGGUAUCAUCAAUGUUGGGGCUCCCGCCGGAGGAAUGAAUGCUGCGGUGCGCACUGCGGUUCGUUAUGCUCUCAACCGUGGUCAUGUACCCUUUGCUAUUAACAAUGGGUUCCCUGGUCUGAUUGCAGGCCAAGUUAGGGAGAUGAAGUGGAUGGAUGUAGAUGGCUGGAUGUCUCACGGAGGAAGUGAACUUGGAACAAACCGUGACCAGCCGUCCCUAGACCUUGGUAUGGUCUCGUACCAGCUUCAAAAAUUCAACAUCCAGGGCCUGUUAUUGAUUGGAGGGUUCGAAGCAUAUACUGCUUGCCUUGAAAUGUAUAAUUCUCGUGAUUCAUACCCUGCCUUCUGCAUGCCUAUGGUCCACAUCCCUGCGACAAUCAGCAACAAUGUGCCUGGAACUGAAUAUAGUUUGGGAUGUGAUACAAGUCUGAACGCCAUUAUGGAAUCGUGUGAUGCUCUCAAACAAAGCGCUACAGCCAGCCGGAAGCGUGUAUUCGUCGUUGAGGUUCAUGGUGGAAAGACAGGUUUCUUGGCGGUCAUGUCUGGUUUAGCUGUGGGUGCAACUUCAGUGUACAUCCCUGAAGAAGGUAUCAACCUUACACGUUUACAGAAGGAUGUCCGUCACCUAUGUCAACGCUAUGCUGAGGAUGCUGAGGGCAGAUCUCAAGGGCGAGUCAUUAUUCGUUCUGAAUCAGCAUCCAAGACGUACACGACGGAUAUUGUCUCUGCUAUCAUCAAAGAGGAAGGCCAUCAGCAAUUUGAUUCUAGGACAGCCAUUUUAGGACAUAUUCAGCAAGGCAACUCACCUUCUCCUUUGGAUCGUGUUCGUGCCAUGAGGCUUUCUGUUUGUGCGAUUGAUUUUAUAGAAGAACACGUCUCUGGUCUCUCUUCGUCAUCUUCAAUCAGCUCCAGUUCAUCUUCGGCAGGACCCGAAGUAUACAACAAGGAUCCUGAAAGCAUCGCAGUUGCCGGCAUUCAUGGCAACAAAGUCAACUUUACAAGCGUUGAGGCUCUUCAAAGACAUACAGACAUGAAAAACCGCAAGCCUAUGCAAUCCUGGUGGAUGGACUGCAAAGACAUGUGUAAUUUACUUGCACGAAGAACCGACUUGCUAUAAUUCUACAUCCAUUGAUCGAAAUAAAAAUAAAGCUCAGGUGUUGUAAAUAGUAGAUAUAUCUUUGUUUAAGGGGCAAAAAGAUAGACGUAAAAUCAGGACAGGACAGGACAGGACAAAAAGUGUUAACAAAAAUAACAAAAGGAAAUAAAGACAAAUAACCUUGACGACAAAUAGCGCCAUAC